AUGUCAUCAUCAUCUACAGAACUACCAACCGUCACCAGCGGCUGGGAGCUGCACGGCACCAGCCGCGGCGGCGAUGGCAGCGAGGCGCUGGUAUGGAAUGACUCCCUGCCGUUACCAGCCAUAGGGCCCACAGACGUCCUAGUGCGCCUGCACGCCUGGGCGAUCAACUACCCGGACAUCUCGAUCGCAAACGGCACCUUUCCCUGGUCAUACCCAGAAGAUGGAGAGACCAAGGUCCCCGGGACAGACGGGGCUGGGGAGGUGAUCGCAGUAGGCUCGCACGUGCAGGACCUGCAGCGCCACGACCGCGUCGUGGUGGUCUACUAUCCCAAGUUCCUGCACGGAGCGGCCCCAACCCUCGAUCAGAUGCAGCAAGACCUGGGAACCUUCCGGCGCCACGCCGUCUUCCCCGCUCAAGCCCUAAUCCGCAUGCCCGCCAACCUCACCUACGCCGAGGCCGCCACCCUCCCUUGCUCGGCGCUGACCGCCUGGAACGCCCUGAACGGCCUCACCCCGCUCAAGGCAGGGGAUGCAGUCCUCACGCAGGGCACGGGCGGCGUCGCGCUGUUUGCCGUCCGCUUCGCCCUCGCUGCCGGCGCGACUGUUAUCGCCACCACUUCCUCGGAUGACAAGGCGUGUCGGCUGAGGGAGAUGGGCGUGCAGCAUGUCCUCAACUACCGCGAGGAUCCGGAGUGGGGCGAGAGUGCGCGGCGGUUGACGCGUGAGGGACUGGGUUGUCAGCGAGUUAUCGAGGUCGGCGGCCCGCAGACCAUCGCGCAGUCAUUCCGGUGCGUCGCCCGCGGCGGUGAGAUUGAUGUCAUAGGGUUUCUCGGGGGCCAGGAUGGGAAUGGAGGGCCCUCGUUCCUGGAGCCGCUGCUACGGGCGUGUGUGGUGCGCGGGAUCGAGGUCGGCAACCGCAUCCAAUUCGAGGAGAUGAACCACGCCAUCGAGGCGUUCGAUCUCCGGCCUGUCGUGGAUGAGCGGGUCUUUGGGUUCGGCGAGUUGAGGGAGGCGUAUGCGCAUGUCUGGAAUCGGCGGAUGUUUGGGAAGGUGGUGCUGGCUGAUCAGGUGGAGGAGUAG
Messenger RNA from Aspergillus fijiensis CBS 313.89, 1080 nucleotides. RefSeq names its product zinc-dependent alcohol dehydrogenase family protein. Lineage: Eukaryota; Fungi; Ascomycota; Eurotiomycetes; Eurotiales; Aspergillaceae. The transcript has a single exon. The record is from RefSeq and is a predicted model, not a curated record. Bases 1 to 1080 code for a protein of 359 amino acids. Gene Ontology annotation, molecular function: oxidoreductase activity.